AUGGCGGGAUCUGUCGGCAAGGGCAGGGCGGCGCUGCGGGCGUCCCCGAAGCGGUACAGCGGCACGGACCCGCCGUUGUCUCUGGCGGGGCCGACGUUGGCGGAUCUGCAGAGAACGGCCGAGCUGGAGAAGUUCUUGGUUGAGGCGGGCCUCUAUGAGGGGAAAGAGGAGUCUGCGAAGCGGGAAGAUGUGUUAUCCGAGAUUGGUCAGAUAGUCAAGGAAUGGGUGAAGCAGUUGACUAGUAAGAAAGGAGAUGCUGAGCAAUUGGUUGAACAAGCAAAUGCAGUCCUUUUUACUUUUGGGUCUUACAGAUUGGGGGUUCAUGGACCUGAAGCUGAUAUUGAUACCCUUUGUGUUGGACCUUCAUAUGUGAACCGAGAGGAGGAUUUCUUUGUCACACUGCAUGGCAUAUUAGCAGAGAAGGAAGAAGUUACUGAGUUGCAACCUGUACCUGAUGCUCACGUACCUGUAUUGAAAUUUAAGUUCCGUGGGAUAUCAAUUGACCUUCUGUAUGCUAGCCUCUCUCUUUCAGUGAUACCAGCGGAUUUUGAUAUCUCUCAAGGAUCUGUGCUUUGUGAUGUUGAUGAAGCAACUGUUCGAAGUCUUAAUGGAUGCAGAGUGGCGGAUCAGAUUCUUCGGCUUGUUCCAAAUGUUGAGAAUUUCCGGACAACACUCAGAUGCUUGAAGUACUGGGCAAAGAGAAGGGGUGUUUAUUCUAAUAUUACUGGUUUCCUUGGGGGUGUCAACUGGGCUCUGCUGGUUGCCCGUGUCUGCCAACUCUAUCCUAAUGCUGUGCCAAGUAUGCUGGUUUCUAGGUUCUUCAGAGUUUUUACCCAGUGGCAAUGGCCGAAUCCAGUGAUGCUAUGUGCAAUUGAGAAUAAUGAUCUUGGUUUUUCUAUAUGGGAUCCACGCAAAAAUCCGCGUGAUAGAAACCAUCUCAUGCCCAUCAUCACUCCAGCCUACCCAUGCAUGAACUCUAGUUACAAUGUUUCAAGCAGCACACUGAGGGUUAUAAUGGAGCAAUUUCAAUUUGGCAACAAAAUUUGUCAGGAAAUUGAACUUAAUAAGGCCAAUUGGAAUGCUUUAUUUGAGCCUUUCCAUUUUUUUGAGGCGUACAGAAAGUUUCUAGUGGUUGACAUAGUUGCAGAGGAUGAUGAUGAUCUUCGUCUUUGGAAGGGAUGGAUCGAGUCUCGUUUGAGACAACUUACUUUAAAGAUUGAUCGGGAUACUAAAGGAAUUUUGCAGUGCCAUCCGUACCCAUGUGAGUAUUCAGAUCCCACAAUAGAGUGUGCACAUUGUGCCUUCUACAUGGGCUUAUCAAGGAAAGAGGGGUCGAAAAAACGUGGUCAACAGUUUGAUAUCCGUGGGACAGUAGAUGAAUUUAUGCGUGAAAUUGGCAUGUAUUCAUUGUGGAAGCCUGGGAUGGAUCUGGCUGUCACCCAUGUCCAUAGGGAGCAGGUCCCAUCUUAUGUAUUUGAGCAAGGAUACAAGAAACCCUGCCCUACAAUGCAUGCAAACCAACAAGAGCAGUCUGAUGGAGAUGGCACAUUGAGCUUGAGCCCUUAUCUGGAGAGUCAGCCUAAGAGAAAGUACGAUUCCGAUGGAGAUGGCCAUGUGGAACCUUGCAAAUCUGUAAAAAGGGCUUCAGUAAGCCCACCUGGUGUGGGAACCCCACCUCAUCAUGGAAAUAGUGUCAGUAACGUCGUUUGUGACAGUCCAGUCAAAUUCGUUUCAAGUGUCCUUUGCAGUGGAGCUCAGACUUCUCCAUCGCAUGAUGAUACAAAUUUAGAACAAGCACAAUUAACUACUUCACCAUAUGGAUCUGAGGAUACCUCAGCAUCAGGCACAAGCUGUGCAGCAGUGGGAGCAGUAGUUUUGGCUGAUGAAUCCAGCAAGCUCGGUAACUUGACAUCAGAUCUUGAAGUUGAUACAAUUCAGAUAAUGCCACUGCACAUAUCUUUAGAAUGCGUGGCUCAAAAGGGUGAAACAAAGCUUGAAGGAAUCAGAAGCUUGGCAAGCAGGAAUUGUGAAGAGUUUGUAGAGAGUUCAGUUCUUGCUGAGAAGGCACACUUGGACAUAGGUGGGGAUGAAGUGAACUGA
This is a messenger RNA of Miscanthus lutarioriparius, 2100 nucleotides long. NCBI's taxonomy places the organism in Eukaryota, Viridiplantae, Streptophyta, Magnoliopsida, Poales, Poaceae. The record is from the annotation of a GenBank genome assembly.